AUGGUGAAGCCAUCUCCAUUUCUCGAGCCUGGCCCGAGGACAUCCGCCAAUUCCAUUGCCGUUGUCCAGCUGUCCCGCGAUAACCUCGUUCCCUUGAUCCUCCGAGACUCCACCGGUGCCGUCGAUGGUUACGCCGAGGGCGCGGUUCUCAACACACGAUUCGGCUCGUUUCCUCACUCCACUCUAAUCAAUGUCCCUUGGGGCUCGCAGAUUCGCGCUUCAAAUGUCGAUACUGGUUCGCGCGGUCGCAAGCGCAAGAGAAAGGAGGAGGAGACUGAUGUAUCGACACCAGCGGCUGAUGAUGCCGACGCAGACUCGGGUGCCCCAGUAAAGAAGGCAGUUGCCGCCGCGAGCGGCUUCGUUCAUAUUCUUCAGCCUACUGCCGAGCUCUGGACCGCAGGCCUGCCGCACCGUACUCAAGUUGUCUACACCCCCGACUACAGCUUUGUCCUCCAACGGAUACGCGCCCGCCCUGGCACCCGAUUGAUUGAAGCCGGUGCCGGCAGUGGCAGCUUCUCACACGCUUCUGCUCGUGCCGUUUACAACGGCUACCCCGAGAACGAUACCCAGCGUAAGGGAAAGGUGUUCAGCUUCGAGUUUAACAAGGAUCGUUACGAGAAGAUGCAGGAGGAGAUUCAAGCGCACGCUCUGGAGGGAAUUGUGCAGCUCACGCAUCGCGACGUCUACAACGGAGGUUUUCUGGUUGAUGGCAAGAGCCCCGAAGCCGAAUCCAUAUUCCUCGACCUGCCCGCGCCGUGGGAGGCACUCCCUCACUUGUCACGAAGGAAACCUGCGGCGGCCAAGGAUGGAGAGGCCAAUGCGGCGGAGUGGGUUUCGCCAUUGAACCCCAAGAAAUCGGCCUACAUUUGCACAUUUUCGCCGUGCAUUGAGCAAGUACAGAAGACGAUCAACACGAUGAGAACUCUGGGAUGGGUGGAUAUUGAUAUGAUUGAGAUCUCCAACAAGAAGUUCAACGUCAUUCGCGACCGUGCCGGUAUGGGCCAGCCUGAGCGAGGUAUUGCGCCCAGCGCGCGCGAUGUCACUGAAGCGGUGGGCAAGCUGCGCGAGAUUGAGAAGCGCACGAGAGAAUUCCACAACCCGAACGAUCCCAACUCGGCCGAGGACUCGCCAGCAGCUGCAAACGCCAUGGAUAUCGACCAAUCUGCGAACACCAACGGCAACGCCACUCCGGAGGAGGAGACCAACGUGGUGAAGCCUUGGUUGCAGGGCCGUGUGAUCCAUCGUGCGGAGCCCGAGUUGAAGACACAUACGUCGUAUCUUGUCUUUGCCGUACUGCCCCGUGAAUGGAGUGAGGAGGAGGAAGCCGCUGCGCUUGCAAAGUGGCCCUGUGGCUCUGAAAAGGGCGUCAUCGGCACAAAGGACAAGGAGACCCGCAAGCAGGAGAAACGCGAUUUGCUACAGGGUAAGGGCAGGAGGAGGAAGAACAAGGCAUGA
This is a messenger RNA of Colletotrichum truncatum, 1455 nucleotides long. RefSeq names its product tRNA (adenine(58)-N(1))-methyltransferase catalytic subunit trm61. The record is from RefSeq and is a predicted model, not a curated record. NCBI's taxonomy places the organism in Eukaryota, Fungi, Ascomycota, Sordariomycetes, Glomerellales, Glomerellaceae. Gene Ontology annotation, molecular function: tRNA (adenine(58)-N1)-methyltransferase activity. Gene Ontology annotation, cellular component: tRNA (m1A) methyltransferase complex; nucleus. Gene Ontology annotation, biological process: tRNA methylation.